Messenger RNA from Austrofundulus limnaeus, 2326 nucleotides. It is a transcript of the gene hs3st1l1, whose product is annotated as heparan sulfate (glucosamine) 3-O-sulfotransferase 1-like1. Lineage: Eukaryota; Metazoa; Chordata; Actinopteri; Cyprinodontiformes; Rivulidae. Gene Ontology annotation, molecular function: [heparan sulfate]-glucosamine 3-sulfotransferase activity. The record is from RefSeq and is a predicted model, not a curated record.
GCAAAGAAGAAAAGAUGUACAAGAGGAGGGAAACAGUGACACAGAGAUGUUCUGUGGUCUGCUGAUGAGUCUUCCUMCUCCAGCUCUUUGUUUCUUGUUCAGCUCAGGAUAAAUCAGCUGAUCUGCAGCUAAAACCUCAGCGUUUCUCCUCCUCUCCGCCGCCCGGCCUCGCUCCUCGGCUCCGAUGGCACGUCUCCUGGUUSCGGUGUUCCUGCUGGCCCUCCAGGCGCACGCUUCUCCCCCCGAGCUGGUUCAGACAGGACUACCUGUGGACCUGGGUCCAGGACUGUCAGCCAACGGUUCUGAAGCUGCUUCGAUGUCUCCGCCUCCAGGAAGCAGCAGGCGAGCUCCACACAGCAUCAUCAUUGGCGUGCGUAAAGGAGGCACGCGGGCRCUGCUGGAGAUGCUGGACAUCCACCCCGAAGUGGCCGUCGCUGCCACCGAGGUGCACUUCUUCGACUGGGACGAGAACUACGCCAAGGGUCUGGACUGGUACCGGGAGCUCAUGCCCUACUCGUCCCCGGGUCAGAUCACCGUGGAAAAGACCCCCGGUUACUUCACCUCGCCUCUGGCUCCGGAGCGGAUCUGCGCCAUGAACUCCUCCAUCAAGCUGCUGCUGAUCCUGCGCGACCCCACGGAGCGGGUCAUCUCGGACUACACCCAGGUCUACUUCAACCGGCUGGAGAACCACAAGCCGGUGCAGGCCAUCGAGAGGCUGCUGGUGCGUGGCGGCGCCCUGAACGUGCGCUACAAGGCCAUCCAGAGGAGCCUGUACGACGUGCACAUGCGCAACUGGCUGCGYCACUUCCCCCUGCAGCAGAUCCACAUCGUGGACGGGGACGCCCUGAUCCGGGACCCGCUGCCCGAGCUGCAGAAGGUGGAGCGCUUCCUGAACCUGCCGCCCAGGAUAGUGUCCUCCAACUUCUACUUCAACCAGACCAAAGGCUUCUACUGCAUCCGCACCGACGGCAGGGAGCGCUGUCUGCACGAGUCCAAGGGCCGGCCCCACCCGGCCGUUAACGGCACCGUGCUGCAGCAGCUGCGCUCCUUCCUGCGGGAGCACAACCGGACCUUCUUCAGGCUGGUGAGGCGCACGUUCGACUGGCAAUAAGAGAGCCUGAAGCCCCAAACUGGACUCUGCCGAGCCUCUGUUUGGAACAGACUGAAGACUGGAUUCAGAAAAAGCACUUUACAUCAGACAGAGGCCUUUCAGGGGCCUUCGACUGAUUCUGGUUCAGGACCGGUUCUGUCUUGUGUUCUGCACACAAACAGCUGGAGUUACUGUAAAACUGCAAACAACAAAACAUCAAGAAGUGUUUCCAUGUUGGAAACCUUUAAAGGGAUAAUUUGGACAUUUUCAAGUGAAUUCUGUGGAAAAGAUUUCAACAUUUAAUCUCUUGCCUCAGUUUGGAUAAAAGGUUUGUCUCUGACAGGACUGAUGAGCUGAAGGCUGGUUAGAGCCAGUUGGUUUUAUUUUUAUUAAAGUAUUCAAGUAAAAAAUCUGAUUCUUGUCCACAUAAACAGAGCUGCUCCUAGCUUUAAUUUCUCUCAUUUCCUUUUUAAAUUCAGCUUUUUCUGCACAAACCAUGAGUAGUUUAACUUUUUCUGUGUAGAAUCAAGAAGAAAAGCACCUCAUUUAUUCAUGAAUAAAAUAACUUAAAGUCCCACAGAAAACAGAGAAAAACUUCAAAUGCAGAAAUUUGUACCAUUCAGCAAAAUACUGGACAAUUAUCUUUAAUAAAGCAGAACAAACACUUUAGUUUAAUGUCUCCAAAAUCACAUAGUUUCAUGUUUUCAUCAUUCUAAUUUAAAAAUAUGAAACUCUGACGGAGAACACAUGCRUUUAAAGUUAUUUAUUUAAAAAAAUUAAUUGAGCUAUUAGCAAUAAAAAAUGCCUUGAUGAAUGAAAGAGAUGUCCCAAACAAUAAACCAUCAAAAUUAAACGUAAAUGCUUUUAUUUUUAAUACUGGAAGUGACUCCACACUGCACCAGACGUGCUACAGCUAGCUGCUACAGUUUACAAGCAAAUYAUYCCRUUAAACUCRCUGUGAAAAGCUAAAUUAAUGAAUAACAUUCAGACUAGCCAUUGGCUCAUCAGUCCUGUCAGCAUUAAACACUUCCUGUCCAUACUGUGUUCAUUCAGAGAGCUAUCUACAACAGGUUAGAUAUUGCUUGUUGAAGUGGACCCACAGAAGCCUCUCCAGAAUGUCCUGACUCCUUUAAUAACAGUGGAAACAUGUUGAUAAACCUGCUGACGUUUCUCCCUGCUACAUGUUUGAUAUUCUUCUUCUUCUUAAUAAUAAAUUGUCGGGUUUWAAAAGGUAAA